This is a messenger RNA of Musa acuminata subsp. malaccensis (wild Malaysian banana), 2828 nucleotides long. Its product is annotated as receptor-like serine/threonine-protein kinase SD1-8. Lineage: Eukaryota; Viridiplantae; Streptophyta; Magnoliopsida; Zingiberales; Musaceae. Gene Ontology annotation, molecular function: ATP binding; protein serine/threonine kinase activity. The record is from RefSeq and is a predicted model, not a curated record. Gene Ontology annotation, biological process: protein phosphorylation; recognition of pollen.
CAUCUUCCCCGUGAAGCCCAUCUCAUCCCAUCCCAUCCCAUCCCACACUUGGGUUUCUGAGGCCACCAAAUCAUGAGAGCUUCCAUCCUUCUCUUCCUCCUCGCGGUCACUCUCUUCUCCUCUUCCAUUGCCACCGGUGGUGACGUCUUGACUCCCCACCGACCCAUCCUCGACGACGGCACGACCCUGAUCUCGGCCGGCGGUGCCUUCGAGCUGGGCUUCUUCAGCCCCGUCGGCUCCGACAACCGCUACGUCGGCAUAUGGUUCCACAAGGUCUCACUGCAAACCGUCAUAUGGGUCGCCAACCGCCAGCGCCCGGUGGCCGGUCGAACCGGGAGCCUUUCCUUGGCCGCCAACGGAACACUCUUCGUUACCGACAACUCCACCGUCGUCUGGUCCUCCGGCUCGCCCGCCCUCGCCAACCCCGUGGCGCAGCUCCUCGACGACGGUAACCUCGUCGUUAUGGAGUCCGGCAGCAGCGGCAAAGACCCCAACAGCUUUGCAUGGCAGGGCUUCGACUUCCCCACCGACACGCUCCUCCCGAACAUGAAACUGGGUUGGAAUCUCACCAGCGGGCUCAACCGCAACCUCACCUCCUGGGCGAGCCUCAGCGAUCCUGCAAUCGGCAACUACACCAUGGGCGUGGACGUGGACGGCGAUCCGCAAGGAUUCCUAUGGUCCAGAGAUAGCAAGCAGUGGCGGGCGGGGUCGUGGAACGGGAUCCAGUUCAGCGGCAUCCCGGAUAUGAAGACCUACAGCCAGUUCUCCUUCGAGUUCAUCAUCAGACCCGACGAGGUCUUCUACUCCUUCUUCGUGCACGACGACUCCAUCAUCUCAAGGUUGACGGUGCUGCCGUCGGGAAUCCUGCAGCGGCUGGUUUGGAUCGAACACAGCAAGCUAUGGAGCGUGUUCUGGUUCGCGCCCAGGGACCAAUGCGACUAUGUUUCGCCGUGUGGUCCCAACGGCGUCUGCGAUUCCAAUAACUCGCCCAUAUGCGAGUGCCUCCAUGGUUUCCGGCCCAAGAACCCCACCAACUGGGAUCUCAGGGACGGAUCGGACGGCUGCGUGAGGGAGACGGCACUGGACUGCCGGAACGGGACCGAUGGGUUCAACCAGCUGAGCAACGCCAAGCUCCCGGACACGUCGAGAGCAGUGGUCAACAGGAGCCUGAACCUGCAACAGUGCAGGGAUGCGUGUUCGAGGAAUUGCUCGUGCACAGGCUAUGCCGCUGCCAGCUUCAACUCCAGCGGGAUUUGGAAUGGCUGCAUCAUGUGGACGACCCAUCUCACCGAUCUCAGGGUGUAUGUCAGUGGCGGACAGGAUCUCUAUGUCAGGGUAGCAGCCGCCGAUUUAGAUCAAUCGGACUCGGAAACAAAACAUUCUCACCGGACUCGCGUGUUCGUGAUCGUCGUCGCCGUCCUUGCUCCGGCGAUUCUACUCGCAGCUUGUGUGGCUUGCUGCGUUGGGAGGAAGAAGAUGAUAAUGACGAGGAGAGCUACGUCCGGUACCAAAUCACUGUCGGGGCACCAUAUCGACGACGGAGCAGAAGGCAAGGACUUGGACCUACCACUGUUUGAUUUGGGCACGAUCGCGGAUGCCACCGACAACUUCUCCAUUCAUAACAAGCUCGGCGAGGGUGGAUACGGUCCGGUGUACAAGGGCAAACUGGAGGAGGAACAAGAAGUGGCCAUAAAGAGGCUAUCCAAGACGUCGAUGCAAGGCCUGGACGAGUUCAAGAACGAGGUGACUGUGAUCGCUAAGUUGCAACACCGAAACCUCGUUCGGCUUCUUGGCUGCUGCAUUCAAGCAGGGGAAAGGGUGUUGAUCUACGAGUACAUGCCCAAUGGAAGCUUGGACGCCUUCCUAUUCGAUAAAGUUAAAGGUGAAUUAUUGAACUGGCGAAGCCGGUACACCAUCAUCGUGGGGAUCGCCCGAGGCCUCCUCUACCUCCAUGAAGAUUCCAGACUAAGGAUCAUCCACAGGGAUCUCAAGGCCAGCAACAUUCUUCUCGACAAGGACAUGAACCCUAAGAUUUCGGACUUCGGCAUGGCCAGAAUAUUUGGAGGGGAUGAGACGGAAGUAAAUACCAUGAGAGUGGUGGGAACAUACGGUUACAUGUCGCCCGAAUACGCCAUGGACGGAAUCUUCUCGGUGAAAUCUGACGUGUUCAGCUUCGGCGUGCUGGUGCUCGAGAUCGUAAGCGGCAAAAAGAACCGCGGCGUUUAUUACUCCGGUCGCCACCUAAAUCUUCUGGCAUACACGUGGAGUCUCUGGAAAGAAGACAGAGUGCUGGAAAUGGUGGACGAAUCGAUCGGGGAGUCCUUCCCCACGGAUGAAGUCUUGAGGUGCAUAAAGGUCGGGCUUUUAUGUGUUCAAGAGAUGCCAGAAGACAGACCGACGAUGUCUUCAGUGGCGUUGAUGUUGGGGAGCGACAGUGCUCUCCUGCCGCAACCUGCUCACCCAGGUUUUGUGUCCGCCAGGUGCCCGAUCGAAAUGGAUUCAUCGAUAAGUAAGCAGGAGUCGAUGUCCAUAAACAACGUAUCGGUCACAAUGUUCGAAGGUCGGUAGAUCAACUAAAACGUAACUAUAGUGUUAAGAUUAUAUGGAGGUUGGUUUUUAAUUGUAAGGUGUUGUAGAGUGAAGGUCGGUACGUAUAACAUGUAUCGGACACACGAACGUGAGAGGAGGAGCCACCAACAUCGAUCGAUUCAGCCGGAGCUGAAGCGAGAUAGAUACGACGUGUACGUAGUUGACAUGUCUUCGUUUGUAAGAUUUAUCUGGAACCGACACAUAGUUAUCGUGUUUGAUUAAGAUGAACAGUGCCUAAA